AUGGGGGUCUCACGUCCCGUCCCCAUCCCCACCCAGGAGGUCUUUCGCCGGCACGGGGGCACCCUGCGUGACGGGGAGAAGGUGCUGCGCAUUGAACCCGGGGCCGUGGUCACCGUCACCACUGCGACUGGGGUGUACCGAGCCCCCCGGCUCAUCAUCACUGCCGGACCUUGGACCGGUGCCCUUGUGGCAUCCUUGGGCCUUCACCUGCCGCUGCAGCCAUUGCGCAUCGGCGUCUACUACUGGAGGCAGAAGGAUUCAGGGACUCCCAGCAUGGGCAGAGACAGUCCCUGCUUCUUGACCGUGGGCCUGAGCCAAGCCCCCCACGACAUCUAUGGGCUGCCCGCCCUUGAGUACCCGGGGAUGGUCAAGGUGUGCUACCACCACGGCAGUCCCAUAGACCCCGAUGAGCGGGACCGGGACCCCCCAGGUGUCUCCCACCCCAACAUCGCCCUCCUGAGCAGCUUCAUCAGCAGUUACCUGCCUGGGCUGGACCCCCAGCCAGCCGUGGUGGAGACCUGCAUCUACACAAAUACCCCGGAUGAAGACUUCAUCCUGGACCGGCACCCCAAAUUCAGCAACAUCAUCAUUGGGGCUGGCUUUUCGGGCCAUGGGUUCAAGCUGGCGCCAGUGGUGGGGAAGCUGCUGUGCGAGCUGAGCCUGGGCGAGGAACCAUCCCACAGCACGGCCCCCUUCGCCAUCACCCGCUUCCCCGAUGUGCUCCAGGCUGCGCUGUAG
This is a messenger RNA of Mesitornis unicolor (brown roatelo), 738 nucleotides long. RefSeq names its product pipecolic acid oxidase (gene PIPOX). The coding region runs from base 1 to 738 and encodes 245 amino acids. The transcript is spliced from 5 exons. NCBI's taxonomy places the organism in Eukaryota, Metazoa, Chordata, Aves, Mesitornithiformes, Mesitornithidae. Gene Ontology annotation, molecular function: L-pipecolate oxidase activity; sarcosine oxidase activity; flavin adenine dinucleotide binding. The record is from RefSeq and is a predicted model, not a curated record. Gene Ontology annotation, cellular component: peroxisome.